This is a messenger RNA of Aspergillus terreus NIH2624, 1812 nucleotides long. RefSeq names its product alpha-mannosyltransferase. Gene Ontology annotation, cellular component: Golgi apparatus. Gene Ontology annotation, biological process: protein O-linked glycosylation. Bases 1 to 1812 code for a protein of 603 amino acids. The transcript is spliced from 3 exons. NCBI's taxonomy places the organism in Eukaryota, Fungi, Ascomycota, Eurotiomycetes, Eurotiales, Aspergillaceae. The record is from RefSeq and is a predicted model, not a curated record. Gene Ontology annotation, molecular function: alpha-1,3-mannosyltransferase activity.
AUGGAGUGGGCAUCGAAAUGGAGCAGCGCAAAACGAAGGCGACGGACAGCUGUUUUCCGGAUCCUUCUGCUGGUUCUGAUCGUUUGGUUCUGUUACGACACAGCGAUCCAUCGAUCUCAAGCGCGGCAGAAUACAGCGAAUGCAGCGAAUGCGGCAGUUGGUGAAUCAACGACAGACUCAUCCCUCGAAUCGGACGAUAGCAGUUCCCUGCAAAAGAUCCCCCGUCAAAAAAGCGACGAUCGCCAGCUUCAGGCUGCCCUUCACCCACCCCACGAUGUUAAAGCGACAGGAGUGGCCGCAGUAGACCCUCCGCGCCGGAUAGACCUGCGGGAUGCACUUCAUCGCAUUUUAACAUUACUUCCCGAUGAGCUCCACGUCCGCGACCUCCUCCGGCCCAUUGCAGGCACGGGCGAAGAAAGACUGCGCGAAAUGGGUCUACGGACGCGUUCUUUCAGGACUCUCUUCGAGGCCUGGGAGGAUCUCCACACUUUUGCUGGUCCUGAAGCCAUGUAUGUCCGCGAUGACAUGAUCACGUAUAUAAGAAAUCAUCCAGAACUGGCGAGCAGCCUGCAAACCGACAUGCCUCAGUUGGUUCGCUCCUACGAGACCUACCGCAUGGUCAUUACUCGAUUGUCGAUGCUUCUUUUCCCGUGGACCGCUCCAUAUUUCUCCGACCAUACCCUCCUACACUCGCAGCUAUAUUCCGGUGGACGUGGCCUCGUCUUUUCAGCCGGUGACGCCCAAGCCCCAUUCCUUUUGACCUCGAUUCCUUCCAUUCGGCGACUCGGAUGCGAUCUGCCUAUCGAAGUCCUGUACCUCGGGGACGGUGACCUGAGCGAGGAUUUCCGCUCAGAUUUGGAGUCUCUGCCAGGAGUGAUUACACGCGACUUGAGUCAAAUGGUUAAUGACAGUGGGUGGACUUUGGCGGGCUGGGCGGGCAAACCGUUCGCCAUCCUGCUUUCGAGCUUCCGCGAAGUCAUAUUCAUCGACGCCGAUUCCCUGUUCUUUCAAAACCCCGAAAUGCUCUUUGAGGACCCGGCGUACGUCAAGACUGGCGCAUUGUUCUUCAAGGAUCGGCUUAUGAUGCCAGAAGCGAAGAAGCGCUGGCUGCAGCGGAUCAUUCCGAAGCCAAUCUCCAAGAAUGUCGUUCAGAGUCGGCUUUGGACUGGAGAAAGCGGCCACAUGCAAGAAUCCGGAGUCGUUGUCGUCGAUAAAUGGAAGCAUUUUGUCGCUCUUCUGUUGGUCACUCGAAUGAAUGGGCCCGAUCGCGAUGGUGAUGCUUCUGUGGGGAAGGUGGGAGUGUACGACAUGGUAUACGGCGAUAAAGAAACCUUCUGGCUUGGUUGGGAGCUUGCUGGAGACACGGGAUACGCGUUCCACGACGGUGAUGCCGGUAUCAUGGGUGUGCUUGAACCCAGUACUUCCCCAGGUAACACAGUCAACGACAACGACACCAGCAGCAAUCAACCCGAUGAAGUCAGCAUCCAGUCUCAGGCGGAGUCUGCCAACUAUACGAUAUGUGGCCCCCAGUUGCUUCACCUGGAUCGUGACGGAAAGCCGCUCUGGUUUAACGGGUGGCUAUUGCCGAAUAAAUUCGCCGAGCACAAGCAUCAGAAACCAGCAGACUUCGAGGCCUAUCUCCGUGAACCGCGAGAGAUUGGAGAUCCCGGAGCGUGGCAACUCCAUGAGAACAACAUUUGCUGCCUCACAUCUACGACAAUGGCGGAAUUUAGCGAUGUGGAACGGGAUACGCUGGGCAUGAUUCUCGAAUAUGGCAGACACUCUGGUGCCUUGAAAGCUGGAAAGAAAUAA